Molecule: messenger RNA, 3639 nt
Organism: Fusarium coffeatum
Lineage: Eukaryota; Fungi; Ascomycota; Sordariomycetes; Hypocreales; Nectriaceae
Exons: 4
Coding region: 1-3639 (1212 amino acids)
Biological process (GO): mRNA splicing, via spliceosome
Cellular component (GO): nucleus; U2 snRNP
Molecular function (GO): U2 snRNA binding; protein binding
Source: RefSeq, a predicted model, not a curated record
AUGGCGACCACAUCGAACAUGUUUUUGUACUCGCUGACGGUCCAGCCACCUACCAAUGUCACACAGGCUGUCCUGGGUCAGUUCGCAGGCACUAGGGAACAGCUCAUCAUCACUGGUGCUGGCUCGCAGCUCUCUCUUCUGCGACCUGAUCCCUCCCAAGGAAAAGUAAUUACUCUUCUCUCUCAUGAUGUGUUUGGCAUCAUCCGUUCCCUCGCCGCCUUCCGGUUAGCUGGAAGCAAUAAGGACUACUUGAUCAUUGCUUCUGACUCUGGUCGGAUCACAAUCAUCGAGUAUCUCCCCGCCCAGAACCGCUUCCAGCGACUGCACCUCGAAACUUUUGGCAAGUCGGGCGUGAGAAGGGUUGUUCCCGGCGAGUAUCUUGCUUGUGACCCUAAAGGGCGGGCAUGUUUAAUUGCCUCAACUGAGAAGAACAAGCUCGUCUACGUUCUCAACCGGAAUUCACAAGCCGAGCUUACCAUCUCGUCACCGCUUGAGGCCCACAAACCCGGAGUUCUCGUCAUCUCUAUGGUUGCACUUGACGUCGGGUAUUCAAACCCUGUCUUCGCCGCACUUGAGAUCGACUAUUCCGAGGUUGAUCAAGAUUCUACAGGUCAGGCAAUGGAGGAAUUAGACACCCAGCUUGUGUAUUAUGAGCUUGAUCUAGGACUUAACCACGUCGUUCGAAAAUGGUCAGACCCUGUCGACCCCACUGCCUCAAUACUGUUCCAGGUACCAGGCGGUAAUGACGGCCCAAGCGGUGUGUUGGUCUGCGGCGAGGAAAACAUCACGUAUCGACACUCAAACCAAGAGGCUUUCCGAGUUGCUAUUCCUCGUCGACGCGGGGCCACCGAAGAUCCCAAUCGCAAGCGCACAAUUGUGUCCGGCAUUAUGCACAAGCUGAAGGGUAACACCGGUGCUUUCUUCUUUCUUCUACAAACAGAUGAUGGCGACCUCUUCAAGCUCUCAAUCGACAUGAUUGAAGAUGAAGAAGGCAACCCAACCGGAGAAGUUAAGAGACUCAAGAUCAAAUAUUUCGACACUGUUCCGGUGGCAUCCAGUCUUUGCAUCCUCAAGAGUGGAUUUCUCUAUGUUGCUACCCAAUUUGGCAACUACUCGUUCUACCAAUUUGAAAAGCUUGGUGACGAUGAUGAGGAGCUGGAGUUCUACAGUGAUGAUUUCCCUGCAGACCCCAAGGCCUCCUACGAGCCUGUCUAUUUCCACCCUCGCCCGACUGAGAACUUGGCUUUGGUUGAGAGUAUCCCUGCCAUGAACCCCCUCUUGGAUUGCAAGGUCGCGAACCUCACUGGGGAAGACGCUCCUCAAAUAUAUACCAUAUGCGGCAAUGGCCCUCGAAGCAGCUUCAGAAUGCUAAAGCAUGGGCUAGAAGUCAACGAGAUCGUUGCUUCUGAGCUUCCUGGAAUACCUUCUGCUGUAUGGACCUUGAAGCUGAAUCGGUCGGAACAAUAUGAUGCUUACAUCGUAUUAUCAUUUACCAAUGGAACACUUGUUCUCAGUAUUGGGGAGACGGUCGAGGAGGUGAGCGACUCGGGUUUCCUCACGAGUGUCCCCACAUUAGCAGCUCAGCUUCUUGGUGAUGAUGGCCUGAUCCAGGUCCAUCCUAAAGGCAUUCGACACAUCCGUAAUGGACAUGUAAAUGAAUGGGCAGCUCCACAGCAUCGGUCGAUUGUUGCCGCUACUGCCAAUGCUCAUCAAGUCGCGGUGGCUCUUAGCUCCGGCGAGAUAGUAUACUUCGAGAUGGACGCUGAUGGCUCGCUGGCCGAGUACGAUGAGAAAAAGGAAAUGUUUGGGACAGUCACAUGCUUGAGUCUGGGUGAUGUGCCUGAAGGGCGUCUGAGAAGCUCCUUCUUGGCUGUCGGCUGUGAUGACUGCACUGUUCGUAUUCUCAGUCUUGACCCUGAAUCGACUUUGGAAAAUAAGUCGGUACAGGCUUUGACAGCGGCCCCGACGUCGUUGGCUAUCAUCGCCAUGGAAGACUCUUCAUCGGGUGGUUCUACACUAUAUCUUCACAUCGGACUUCACUCCGGUGUGUAUCUCAGGACCGUUCUUGAUGAGAUCACCGGCGAAUUGACAGACACCCGUCAAAAGUUUCUCGGUCCCAAGGAAGUUAGGUUAUUCCAAGUUACCGUUCAGGGCAAGACCUGUGUACUUGGGCUCAGCUCUAGGCCAUGGCUUGGCUACGCAGAUCCUAUUACCAAGGGAUUUGUUGUGACACCUCUCAGCUACGUUGAUCUAGAAUGGGGUUGGAAUUUCAGCAGUGAGCAGUGCGAGGAAGGCAUCGUUGGCAUUCAAGGCCAGUCGCUACGAAUUUUCAACAUCGAUCGACUUGGCGAGACUUUGAUCCAAAAGUCUAUACCUUUAACUUAUACCCCAAAGAAGCUCGUCAAGCAUCCCGAACAACCUCUGUUCUACACUAUCGAAGCGGAUAACAAUACCUUGCCACCUGAAUUGAGAGCCCAGCUCUUGGCUGAUCCCGGAGUUGUAAAUGGUGAUUCUAGGAUUCUUCCACCUGAGGACUUUGGGUAUCCCAAGGGUACUCGACGAUGGGCAUCCUGCAUCAACGUGAUUGAUCCCCUGUCUGAAGAAGGACAGGUUUUACAAACCAUUGAUUUAGAAAACAACGAGGCAGCUGUCAGCGCAGCCAUCGUGUCGUUCGCCAGCCAAGACAAUGAGAGCUUUCUCGUUGUUGGUACUGGCAAGGAUAUGGUGGUCAAUCCGAGAAGCUUCUCGGAAGGAUAUCUCCAUAUUUACCGAUUCUCGGAGGGUGGACGGGAGCUUGAGUUCAUUCAUAAGACCAAGGUCGAAGAACCACCGCUGGCCUUGCUGGCUUUCCAAGGCAGAGUCCUCGUAGCUGUCGGCACACAACUCCGUAUAUAUGACUUGGGUAUGAGGCAAAUGCUUCGCAAGUCCCAGGCCGAGGUUGCAUCACAACAGAUUGUGUCAUUGAACACACAAGGCAGUCGUAUCAUCGUGGGUGAUGUUCAACAAGGCGUUACAUACGUUGUCUACAAGCCUGCUUCAAACAAGCUCAUUCCCUUUGUCGAUGAUACGAUCGCAAGAUGGACAACGUGUACGACCAUGGUUGAUUACGAGUCAGUGGCUGGUGGCGACAAGUUCGGUAAUAUGUUUAUCGUGCGCUGUCCUGAGAAGGCCAGUGAAGAGGCUGACGAGGAGCAAUCUGGGUUGCAUUUGAUUAAUGCGCGAGACUACCUCCACGGUACACCUCACAGAGUGAGCUUGAUGUGCCAUUUCUAUACACAGGAUAUCCCGACCAGUAUUGCCAAGACAAGUCUUGUGGUCGGCGGGCAAGAAAUCUUGCUUUGGAGUGGCAUCAUGGGCACAAUCGGAGUUUUUAUUCCAUUCGUCAGUCGUGAAGACACGGACUUCUUCCAGAAUCUCGAACAACAUCUGAGGACUGAGGAUCCCCCACUUGCCGGACGAGAUCAUCUCAUGUAUCGCGGUUACUACGCUCCUGUCAAGGGAGUCAUCGAUGGUGACCUAUGUGAACGAUACAACCUUCUACCAAACGAUAAGAAGCAGAUGAUCGCAGGCGAGUUGGAUCGUUCGGUCCGGGAGAUUGAGAGGAAGAUUUCUGAUAUUCGAACGCGAUCUGCAUUUUAA